Aedes albopictus (Asian tiger mosquito) is the source of this 2410-nucleotide messenger RNA. RefSeq names its product general odorant-binding protein 45. The transcript has a single exon. Gene Ontology annotation, molecular function: odorant binding. Lineage: Eukaryota; Metazoa; Arthropoda; Insecta; Diptera; Culicidae. Gene Ontology annotation, biological process: sensory perception of smell. The record is from RefSeq and is a predicted model, not a curated record. Bases 241 to 1182 code for a protein of 313 amino acids.
UAGUGAAAACAACAACACAACAGCAUUAUCAAGUAAGCAAAGCAUGCGUAGAUAGCGCAAGAUAAACUGCGAGUAAAGCCUGACUUUGAGCUCACGUGUAGUGUUGUAUAAAAAACAAAACGUGCUGAAAUUCUAAUGUUUUUAGACUUUUCAAAACACAAUAGGAAUUGGUUUUGCCGUAAAGUUUAAAUUCCAUUUAUAAUGAAGUUCAAUUCAGUAUAGCAUACAUUUUCCAUCGCGAUGCUAGUAAAACCUCUCGUUCGUUUCUAUUCGCUACUAAUCGGUACGCUACUUCUAGUAGAAUGCCUAGCUACCGCAGGUCGUCAUUCUUCGAUAUUCAAAAGUAUUCGUUCAACGGACGACGAAUGUGACCGGUAUUCGAAUGAACGGAACGGGAACUGCAGUGUCCGCUGCCGCGGUUUGCUACUCCGGUUUUGGGACGACCAACGUGGUAAGCUUGGUUUCUACGCGCUCAAGCAGUUCUACCAACCGGAUCCGGAGGAUAAAUGCUACUUGAAUCGAACCAUGCGCUGUCUUAAACGAGUUUCUGUUCCCGAUGAAAGUUGCCAAAAAGUUGCCCAAUAUGUUCGAUGCUACAAGGAUCAAUAUGGAGAGGAGAAUACUGCAAUCGCUCGAUUUAUUCCAUUCACCCCAAUGCAACAGACUAGAAUCCUGAUGGAGUGCGCAGCAAUUCUGGGGAUAUCGGAGGAUUCCUUGAGAGAGGCAGCAAAGAGUGGCGGCGAAAUACCGCAGGAAGCAUGUCUGCUUAGGUGCUUCCUGAUUCGGCAGGGGUUGUACAGCGAAGCCGGUGGAUUCGAAUUGGAACGGCUUGAGCUGCAGUGCGGUGGCUACGGAAGCGGCUGGAACCCCGUUGCAGUACAGCAAUGCAUCGCCAAUGUGACAGAUUGUGACAGUUGUACGAAGGUGCAGCGGAUGGCUAAAAACUGCCUCCAAGUGCACUUCAAAGUGCUGCCAAAUCCAAACACUAGUGAUGACAAGCUUAUUCCGGUCCUAGUGGAGUUUUACGGAAAUGUCAUUAACGAUAUCACAUUACUGUUGGGUGAGUUUUUGGACCGCCAGGAAGAGGUGAUUCUGGAUGUACCGUACAUUUCUGAAGGUCUUAUCGAAUACACCUUGAAGUUGGUAGUGCCUGGAUUAUACUCGGCAAGCCUCGUUGGAUAAAUGUACGACUCGUGCUGCAAAAAUCUUCAUUCUGCACCUUGUUGCGUAAACUACUAUUGGAUGGUAUGGUUCGUGCACCUAAAGUAAACAGUGUGAUCAACAGAAUCACAGGACCAUUUUCGUAUCCAGUAAUGGUCGACGAUAAGGACAAAAAAGAAGGAGAAGGAAGAUCCUAUAUUGGAUACUCAUAUUGGAGAAUAUGAGUAUCUCCUGACUCUAUCUGGUUACAUCAUCUCCCUCACUCUAUCGAUAACGGCUGUUACGGCUAUUAUUGAUAUCGACAUCGAGCUUCUAAAAUAUCAGAACGCACACUUGUACAUUUACAGAUAAAAUUAUGUUUGCAAAGAACGAUCUGAACCGAUUGGGAAAAUCACUUCUUUCUUAGUAUUAUUUGUAUUACUGUAGUAAAUAUAUAAUAUAUAAUAUAUAAUGUGUACGAACGAACUUAACAGACUUAGAUGAUUGUAAGGCCAUGAAUUUUAAAUAACUGAAAUAAAGAUCAUGCUGUCAAAAACUGUAAAUCAGCCCUAUUAUCUCUACAAACUACGAAGUGGGAUAAGUUACUGAAUUAGCGAUUUUUUUUUCCAAAGGAUGCUCAAAUGUUUCAGAGGACGGUCGUUAUGGUUGGCGUUUUCUUCAAUGAAAUAUCAAGAGCUGCGGGUAUCGAUGCAAUUGGCACAAUGGAUGCUGCAGCGAGUCCCAGGGUAAAAUUCUCCGAUGUAUAUUGCUCCAGUUCGUCAAACCAACCAUCAGUUCAUGCAAAUGGUGUGGAUGUCUUUCCGUGUGUUCCUCGAUGCCAUUGUAGGAAGAGACGUCAUUAUGCGCCCCGGGAUUCGCACAGUAGUUUAACGAGACAUGAAGAUUUGUCCGGUAAAUGAAAAUUUGAAGCUUAGCAAUCCACCAAUCAACAAGGUAAAGUCAAAAACGUUUUUGCCUUUCUCGUACACUAAGUGUACUGGAAAGGCUAUAUGUUCACUCCAAAAACGACUUUUUGAUAGAAAGCCCGGAGGGUCAAGUCACAUAUACCAAUCAACUCAGCUCGACGAAUUGAGGUGAUGUCUGUGUGUGUAUGUGUGUGUACAAAAAAACUCACAUCACUUUUUGGCAGUAAACCUCAACCGAUUUUAAUGACCGACGGUUCAUUCGAUGCGGAAUCUGGUCCCAUUGUUUCCUAUUGAAAAUGGUUCGGAUCGGUCCAGCCGUUCCGGAGUUAUGGCCAUUUAGGUGU